This is a messenger RNA of Fusarium coffeatum, 1986 nucleotides long. RefSeq lists its product as uncharacterized. Lineage: Eukaryota; Fungi; Ascomycota; Sordariomycetes; Hypocreales; Nectriaceae. The record is from RefSeq and is a predicted model, not a curated record. The transcript is spliced from 3 exons. Gene Ontology annotation, biological process: sodium ion transmembrane transport. Gene Ontology annotation, cellular component: membrane. The coding region runs from base 1 to 1986 and encodes 661 amino acids.
AUGGGGUUCAACUUCAAGCGUGUCGUUGGGUUUAUAGCCCCCAGCGCAGACAAGGAGGAUGAUGGUCGAGACAAAUGGCCCUCACGUGCCGCUUUUGUUUUGGCUGCCAUGGGCGGCGCUGUAGGUCUCGGUAACCUUCUCCGCUAUCCCUCCGUCGUCUUCGCCAACAACGGUCUUCAAUGGUUCAUUCCUUACCUCAUCGCCCUCUUCUUCCUCGGUAUUCCUGUAUUAUGUCUCGAGAUCUGUAUCGGCCAGGCCUACCGCGGUAGUGUCGUCGUCGCCUUCAAUGGAAUCAAUAAGCGCACCAAGGGUGUCGGUCUGGCUGUCAUUAUGAACGGCUUUAUCGUCGCUACAUACUACGUCCCUAUCCUCGCCUGGAUUAUGCACUACUUCCGCUGCUCGUUCGAGAGCCCUCUGCCCUGGAGCGGUCGCGGACAAGAGUUUUACAUGCAGGAUGUCAUUGCCAACGUUGAUCCUGUGGCGCCUACCGGCUCUGGCUACGUCGACUACCCUGGUCGAGGCUUCGUCGGCGAGACUGUCGGCUGGGUCGCAUUUAUGUGGGUGCUUGUCUGGCUCUGCAUGUUCAAGGGCGUAGGAACAACCGGCCGAGUCGUCUACUUCACUAUGGGUCUCCCAGUCAUCAUGAUUAUUAUCAUUCUCGGCCGGUCCGUCUCUCUCCCCAAUGCCAGUACCGGUAUCAAGUACUACUUUGGCGAGUGGAACGGUGAAAAGCUCGGCGGUGGCCAAAUUUGGCAAGGAGCCUGUGGCCAAAUCUUCUUCUCCAUCGGUGUCGGUUUUGGUUACUUUACUUCUUACGCCUCAUACAACAGUAAACAUGCCAACGCUGUGCAAGAUACCCUCAUUAUCGCCAUCUGUAACUCUCUGUACGAAAUUGUUGGCGGUUUUGCAGUUUUCGGCGUCAUUGGUUUCCUCGGUUACUCUCCUGAGGACUCGAACAUCUCACUCAGCACCUUCACCGUAGGUUUUCUGACGUACCCUCUUGCGCUGGCCGAGAUGCCCGGUGCCAAUGUUUGGGCCGUUCUGUUCUUCCUCACAUUGGCUGUUCUCGGUCUGAGCUCUGCUUUUGCUCUUAGCGAAUCGCUCGUUACACUCAUUUGCGAUUCAGGUGUCGGUCGAAAGUACUCUCGAGUUUUGAUCACUUCUGUCGUCAUUCUCAUCUCAUUCCUUCUGUCUCUCAUUUACUGCACCAAGUUCGGAUUCUAUCUUCUUGAUGCUGUUGACACUUGGAUUAACAACUUGUCCCUCAUCUUCGUUGUUUGGUGCGAGUGUGUUGGUGCUACCACUCUCUAUCGUUACACUGAUGUUAUUGGACAAAUAGGCUGGACUGGAUACCUGGUUUACAACUUUGGAUAUGUCUUGUCUAUGAUUCUUGGUGUGGCUAUCGGACAUGCUGUGAGCCCUGCGGCCGGUGCUGGCGUUGGCUUUGGUAUCUUCAUCGCUUCCAACAUUCUGGGCAUCUUGCUUUCUAAGUCCCCCGACUCUCGACCUCCUGGAUUCUUCGGCAAGAACAACGCUCUUUCUAAGAUGUGGUGGUUCUCCUUCUACUCGUUCAACCAGCUUCGACGUGACCUCAACAUUGUUGUCGCAGGCGGCAAGCGAUGGAACAUUCCCAUCUUCUGGGGCUUCGUCCUCCGUUAUAUCUCCGCCCCUAUCCUUGCGAUUAUCACAUCCUUCGCCUUCCCUCUCUUCUACACCAAGCGAAACGACCCCCUGCACAUCUUUGCCUUCGCAUCUGCUAUUGGCGUUAUGUGCAUUGUCGGUUUCGGCUUUGUCGUUCCUCGCUGGCUCGACGUCUUUGUGCCUCCCGAGAAGCGCCACCUCAGCGAAACUUUCUACGCGCCUCAGGUUGUCAUGGCGCCUCUCGAGGUUCACCGCGAUGAGGUCAUCGAACACGGGGCUGUGGCCGGGGAGAGCACCGGUGCUGCGCCGUACCCCGGCAAGAAGACUGAAGCGAAUAGUUUUUAA